Debaryomyces fabryi is the source of this 366-nucleotide messenger RNA. RefSeq lists its product as uncharacterized. The transcript has a single exon. Gene Ontology annotation, molecular function: pre-mRNA 5'-splice site binding; zinc ion binding. Lineage: Eukaryota; Fungi; Ascomycota; Pichiomycetes; Serinales; Debaryomycetaceae. Gene Ontology annotation, biological process: mRNA 5'-splice site recognition; spliceosomal snRNP assembly; mRNA splicing, via spliceosome. The record is from RefSeq and is a predicted model, not a curated record. Gene Ontology annotation, cellular component: nucleus; U1 snRNP. Bases 1 to 366 code for a protein of 121 amino acids.
AUGCCAAAGUAUUACUGUGACUAUUGUAAGUCAUACUUGACUCAUGAUACCAUGAGUGUGAGGAAAUCGCAUCUAAUGGGGAAGAAUCAUAUCAGAUACUACUGUAAUUACUAUGAGAUGAAGGCAAAGGAAACAGGAAUAUGGGACCCAUUAGAUUCUAUGUACGAGAUAAAUUUGAGUUAUUUGAAUAGGGGAGCACCCGGGUCGUCAAAUGAAGGAAAUAAGAACGGUCUGAAAGGAGAAUUUAGCUUACCACCCCCACCGAGCUUGACAAAUUAUCCAAACCCUCCACCUUCAGUAUUUCGUAAUACAGAGGAGUACCAGCAGUCGAUAGCAGAGCAUAAGCAAAACCAGGAAACAUAUUAG